Molecule: messenger RNA, 1002 nt
Organism: Penicillium canariense
Lineage: Eukaryota; Fungi; Ascomycota; Eurotiomycetes; Eurotiales; Aspergillaceae
Product: GID4/VID24 family protein
Exons: 3
Coding region: 1-1002 (333 amino acids)
Biological process (GO): negative regulation of gluconeogenesis; protein catabolic process in the vacuole; proteasome-mediated ubiquitin-dependent protein catabolic process
Cellular component (GO): extrinsic component of membrane; GID complex
Source: RefSeq, a predicted model, not a curated record
AUGCCGACCCCGAGUAACAACCACCCGACUUCGAUCGCCGAGGUGAUCUCCACCCGGACUUGUCCCCCGGAACUUGAUCGUAUCUCCGCCUGGAGAGGCUCACCGGACUCGACUGUUUCCGCUAGCGAGGCUAUUGAAGAUGCACUCACGCCGGCCAGCGUCAUUGCACCAUCCGUGCUGAGUCGUUCUGACGAUGGAAGCACGCUCUUGGCGUCAGAGCCGGUGAAAGUGGAGAGCAAGAUGACCGGCGCGACGGACGACGAGACUCCGCGCGAGAGGUCCAGCUCUCCCACGGAUAUUUGUGCUCGCAGCCAAUCGCCCGUCAUGCCGCCGAACUCCUCUCUGCUGCGUUAUGAAUUUUCAAAUGUUCGGCUCCUGCCAAACUAUUCCUCGUCGUAUCUCCGCUCCGGGAGCAGAUUUGUUGGCACGCAAAUGUCAGACCAACAGGUGUAUAAUGUCGACGUUGAGAUCAAGCACGUGGACAUGGCCGAGUCUUUUCUCUGCGGCUAUCUUCGCAUUCAAGGGCUUACGGAAGAUCACCCAACCCUGACUACGUUCUUUGAGGGAGAGAUUAUUGGUACCAAGCACACGUUCCAGACUCGCAACGAGGAAUGGGGCGCCAACGAGAAGACGGAUAUUCAUCACUGGUCCCGGUUUCCUGCUUGGAAACCGCUUGCGAAGCAGGCGAAACGGACCGACUUUACCUACCGCAACUUUGCCCAGCGUGAACACGUGUUUAUGAGAUGGAAGGAAUAUUUCCUCGUUCCAGACCAUCGGGUGCGAACUAUCUCUGGCGCUAGCUUCGAGGGUUUUUACUAUAUAUGCUUCAACCAGAUUGAGGGAUCUGUGAGCGGCGUUUACUUCCAUGCGAAGAGCGAGCGGUAUGUCACCGUGACACUGGAGAUCAAAAUUGAUUUUGCUGACAGAAUCAUCAGGUUCCAACAGCUUGAGCUAAAGCAUGUCCAAGACCAUGGAUGUGCGCCAGCAGUCGAGUUCCGCUAA